AUGGUGUUCUCGGCUCUUUUCCAUGGUGACUAUCAUGGUGGCGUGGCUACUUUUAUCCUCGCUGAUAAGAAACGGCAGUCUCAUUUUCAGUCAUCUACACGCGGAGUGUUCUUGACCAUUGACUGUGGAGGAACUGGCGAGCACACCGACGGGUUAGGCAUCAAAUGGGUGGGCGACGACAGUUACAUUAAGACAGGGAAAGCUGCCCAUGUCCAGAAUCUUGGUAAAUACAGUCAAGAGCUCAAUAGCCUCCGCUACUUUCCCUCCCAGAAGAAAAGCUGCUAUGUGAUACCAGGAGUAGCCACGGGCAAGAAACACAUGGUUCGGGCAUCCUUCUUCUAUGGCAACUACGACGGCAAGUCAUCGCCACCUUCCUUCAAUGUUCAGUUCGAUGGCAACACUUGGGUGACUGUGGACACUUCUUCCAGCAACUCCUAUUAUCAUGAAGUAAUAUAUGGACCCAAGGGAGACAAAAUCAGCGUCUGUGUUGCUCGCACGUCGCCCGACCAGACUCCCUUCAUCUCCACUCUUGAAAUCAGGGAAUUUGAGCCGAGCAUGUACGAAACGGACGACCAAGAAGAUGCCCUUCUGCGAAGGAGCAGGACAGCGUUCGGAGCAGCGGACUUCGUAAGGUACCCUGAUGACGCAUAUGAUCGCUGGUGGCAUCCUAGUGUUGAGAUGGACGGCGUGGUUACUGUGGCGAGAGAUAACAUGAGCUUCAUCCAAAACAUUACGGCCGAUAUUCCAAGGAAGGCAUUGGUCCACGCCAUAACACCAGCGUCGGGAAAUGCAACGGCUCUGACGGUUCCAACUUCGGGAAUAUUUUUGGAAGAUGCUACCUAUUACUACAAGUUCUAUUUUAUGGAAGUGUUAGGGGUAGCUUUUAGAAAUAAGAGCAGAUCAUUCGAUUUCCUUGUUGGUGGCAUCAAGCGUAACGGGGAUCCUAUCGUCCCUCCUUACCAGUCGUAUUUGACUGACUACAAUCAGGGCCGUGACCUGCCUGCGGGAUCGAACAUUUCCUUGGUCAACACAGCUAAUGCAUCCUUUCCUCCAAUCCUCAACGCAAUGGAAGUUUUCAAGCUCCAGCGAGGACUUGCUAAUGGAACCAACGAACAGGAUGUGAACUCAUUGGUGAUGUUACAGGAGCAAUAUCAACAACUUCAAUUGUGGGCAGGCGAUCCAUGCCUUCCCGUAGGGUUCACCUGGGAUUGGCUCAAUUGCAAUGCUGAUGAUCCACCACGUGUUACUGAACUGCACCUGAACGGAUCAGGCUUGAACGGCACCCUUCCAGACUUCAGCAGCAUGACUGCACUUGAGGUGAUUGAUCUGAGUAACAACAGCUUGAACGGGCAGAUCCCAGAGUUCUUGGGGAGAUUUCCUUCCUUGAAAGAGCUGAACCUGGCAGACAAUAAUUUCACCGGACCUUUACCUGCAUCACUAGCAAGCAACAAGAAACUUAGACUAAAGUAA
Nymphaea colorata (pocket water lily) is the source of this 1470-nucleotide messenger RNA. RefSeq names its product probable LRR receptor-like serine/threonine-protein kinase At5g59680. The record is from RefSeq and is a predicted model, not a curated record. The coding region runs from base 1 to 1470 and encodes 489 amino acids. Lineage: Eukaryota; Viridiplantae; Streptophyta; Magnoliopsida; Nymphaeales; Nymphaeaceae. Gene Ontology annotation, molecular function: protein binding. The transcript is spliced from 7 exons.